GUCUCUGGUCCUGGUCUGCUCCACGUGUCCUCCCUCAGCUGACUGGAACCCGAACCUGAGCCCAGACCACUGACAGGUUCCGGACUGGAGCUGGGCGGAGGAGGACCGGGGACCAUGGAGUGCGCUGUGGACGCGCAGAGUCUGAUCUCCAUGUCCUUGAUGAAGAUCCACAAAUCCAGGACCCAGAGGGGGGGCAUGAAGCUGCACAAGAACCUGCUGGUCUCGUUCGUGCUCCAGAGCGCGCGCCAGGUCCACCUGAAGGACAGCUACGUCCAGAUCUACAGGAGGCAGCACGAGGAGGUCCUGGCGGUCUGUAACGAGAUCCAGGAGCUGGACCCGCUGGACCCGGACGAGGAGGCUCUGCCGGGCUCCGGGAUGGACCCGGACCCCCCGGACUACCGGAGCUGCUGCAUGGAGGCUCCGGUGUCCCACUGCAACAAGACCACCGUGCUGGACCUGGACACGCACGUGGUGACCACGGUGGACAACGGCUUCCUGCACCUGGACUGCUGCUGCGCACCCGGGAUGGACCAGAACCCGGACCCGGCGGCUCGGAAACGGAAGGGGGACUUCAGCUGUUCGGAGGAGGUGGUCUCGGACUUAACGGGGCUUAAGCGGCUCAAACGAGAGGACUGUCCCGAGCCGAACCCGGACUACACGGACACGUCCAACAUCUCCAACCUGAUCUCCAUCUUUGGGUCCGGGUUCUCGGGUCUGCUGAGCCGGCAGGCGGACCUGGAGCAGGUCUGCAGCAAGCAGGCUCUGGCAAGUCUGGGAGCCUGGACCCGGGCCAUCGUGGCUUUCUAGGAGGAGGGGGACCGGACUCAGGAUCCUGGAGCUAAGGUUCGGAACCAGCAGAACCCAGAGAUCGGAAACUAACCCGGUUGCUUCAUCAGGAGGACGUGGCAGCUGAUCCCAGAUCAGUUCUGUGGUUCUACUUGCCUCCACAACCCCAGUUUCCAGGGGCUCUAAAUAAACUGGGUGCUCUUAUUGACCCCCUUGACUCUGGAGGAUUUGUCUGGUCUGGAUUUUAAAACUCAUCAAAAUGAAAGACUUAAAAAAAUUCAGAUUUCAAAUUAAAAGUUCGACUGAAAAAUAAAAACCGGGAUUCAGUUACUCUUUAUUAU
This is a messenger RNA of Nematolebias whitei (Rio pearlfish), 1127 nucleotides long. RefSeq names its product immediate early response 5-like (gene ier5l). The transcript has a single exon. The coding region runs from base 115 to 807 and encodes 230 amino acids. Lineage: Eukaryota; Metazoa; Chordata; Actinopteri; Cyprinodontiformes; Rivulidae. The record is from RefSeq and is a predicted model, not a curated record.